Messenger RNA from Arctia plantaginis, 528 nucleotides. NCBI's taxonomy places the organism in Eukaryota, Metazoa, Arthropoda, Insecta, Lepidoptera, Erebidae. The record is from the annotation of a GenBank genome assembly.
AUGCGCAAAAAGGCAAUCGUGGAAGCGGACCGCGCCAAACUAGUCCAGGUGAUGGCAGAGCUCGAUGAGAAGAAGAAGCAAACUCUAGUGACGGCUUGCGAACAGGUCAACAGGGACUUCGGCUCCAUCUUUAGCACUCUACUGCCUGGAGCGCAGGCCAAGCUCAAGCCGCCGGACGGACUCACCGUGCUCGACGGUCUGGAGGUAAAGGUGGGGUUCAACCACACGUGGAAGGAUUCGCUGGGCGAGCUGUCGGGCGGGCAGCGCUCGCUGGUGGCGCUGUCGCUGGUGCUGGCGAUGCUGCUGUUCAAGCCGGCGCCGCUGUACAUCCUGGACGAGGUGGACGCCGCGCUCGACCUCUCGCACACGCAGAACAUCGGCCAGAUGCUCAAGGAGCACUUCAGACAUUCGCAGUUUAUAAUAGUAUCGUUGAAGGACGGUAUGUUCAACAACGCCAACGUGCUGUUCCGCACGCGGUUCGUGGACGGCAUGUCGGCCGUGCAGCGCACCGUCAACUCCAGGCGAUGA